GGAAGCAAGGGGGACCCUGGCCCCGUGGGCUUCCCCGGCGAGAGUGGCGUAGCAGGAGCCCCUGGGCCAGCUGGACCCCAAGGACCUCCCGGGCCCCCGGGCCCCCCCGGGCCACCAGGACCAGGACUUGCUGCUGGAUUUGAGGACAUGGAAGGCUCGGGGGGACCCUUUUGGCCGACGGCCCGAGGCACUGAAAGGCUGCAGGGACCACCUGGACCCCCAGGACUCAAGGGGGACCCUGGAACGGCUGGGACACCUGGAGCCAAGGGAGAAGUUGGAGCUGACGGAGCCCCCGGCUUCCCAGGCCUUCCUGGGAGAGAGGGUGCUGCUGGGCCCCCGGGACCCAAAGGAGAAAAGGGGAGUCAAGGAGAAAAAGGAGACCCAGGGAAGGACGGAGUGGGGCAGCCCGGCCUGCCCGGGCCCCCUGGACCCCCGGGGCCUGUGGUCUACGUGUCGCAGCAAGAUGGAGCAGUGGUGAGCGGGCCGGGACCGGAGGGCCGCCCAGGCUUUGCAGGCUUCCCUGGACCUGCUGGGCCGAAAGGUGACCUGGGCUCCAAAGGCGAGCAAGGCCUCCCGGGACCCAAGGGUGAGAAGGGGGAACCCGGCAGCAUCGUCAGCCCUGAUGGCCGAGCUCUGGCCCCCGCCCAGAAAGGAGCCAAGGGCGAGCCGGGCUUCCGAGGACCCCCGGGCCCGUACGGACGUCCUGGGCACAAGGGCGAGAUCGGCUUCCCUGGGCGGCCGGGCCGCCCCGGGAUGAAUGGAUUGAAAGGAGAGAAGGGGGAGCCGGGGGACGUCAGCCAUGGACUUGGCAUGAGGGGAAUGCCCGGCCCCCCAGGGCCCCCAGGGCCCCCAGGCCCCCCCGGGACACCCGUCUAUGACAGCAACGCGUUUGUUGAGUCUGGUCGCCCCGGGCCCCCAGGACUGCCAGGGCUCCAGGGACCUUCGGGACCAAAGGGUGACAAAGGAGAAGUAGGCCCCCCGGGACCAGCAGGGCAGUUCCCGUUCGACCUCCUCCGCCUGGGGGCUGAGAUGAAGGGCGAGAAGGGGGACCGAGGGGACGCUGGACAGAAAGGCGAGAGGGGCGACCCUGGGACCGGCGGCUUCUUUGGCUCCAGCGUGCCCGGCCCUCCUGGUCCCCCCGGCCCACCGGGCUACCCCGGGAUUCCGGGUCCCAAGGGGGAUAGCAUUCGGGGCCAGCCCGGCCCCCCUGGACCGCAGGGACCCCCUGGCAUCGGCUACGAGGGGCGCCAGGGCCCUCCUGGGCCCCCGGGACCGCCCGGGCCCUCCUCAUUCCCUGGCCCUCACAGGCACACUGUCAGCAUUCCUGGCCCACCAGGCCCACCCGGUCCCCCAGGACCCCCGGGAACCCUGGGCGCCUCCUCAGGCGUGAGGGUCUGGGCCACCUACCAGACCCUGCUGGACAAGGUGCACGAGGUGCCCGAGGGCUGGCUCCUCUUCGUGGCCGAGAGGGAGGAGCUGUACGUCCGCGUCCGCAGCGGGUUCCGGAAGGUGCUGCUGGAGGCCCGGACGCCUCUCCCGCGAGGGACGGACAACGAAGUGGCUGCCCUGCAGCCCCCCGUGGUACAGCUGCAGGAGGGCAACCCCUACCCCCGUCGGGAGCACUCCUACUCCACUGUGCGGCCCUGGCGGGCAGAUGACAUCCUGGCCAACCCCCCACGCCUGCUGGACCCCAAGCCCUACCCCGGGGCCCCACACCACGGCGCCUACACACACCUCCAGCCCGCCCACCCCACGCCCUUGCCCGUGCACCUCCACCAGGACUUCCGGCCGGUGCUCCACCUGGUGGCGCUCAACAGCCCCCUGUCGGGCGGCAUGCGGGGCAUCCGCGGGGCCGACUUCCAGUGCUUCCAGCAGGCGCGGGCCGUGGGGCUGGCCGGCACCUUCCGCGCCUUCCUGUCCUCGCGCCUGCAGGACCUGUACAGCAUUGUGCGCCGUGCCGACCGCGGGGCGCUGCCCGUGGUCAACCUCAAGGACGAGGAGCUGUCCCCCAGCUGGGAGGCCCUGUUCUCAGGCACCCAGGGCCAGCUGAGGCCGGGAGCCCGCAUCUUCUCCUUUGACGGCAGGGACAUCCUGCGGCACCCAGCCUGGCCCCAGAAGAGCGUGUGGCAUGGCUCGGACCCCAGCGGGCGCAGGCUGACCAACAGCUACUGCGAGACGUGGCGGACAGAAGCGCCGACGGCCACAGGCCAGGCCUCGUCGCUGCUGGCGGGCAGACUGCUGGAGCAGACGGCCGCGAGCUGCCACCACGCCUACGCCGUCCUCUGCAUCGAGAACAGCUUCGUGACCUCCUCCAAGUAGGGCCGAGCUGGGACGGCCGAGGCACGCACAGGUGGCCGCGGACGGCAGGCAGGCGGCAGGGGCCGCCGGUGCCCCCGGGGACCGUUCCUGUGUGCUUCACGUUUCAUGUAAUCCUCAAGAAAUAAAAGGAAGCCAAAGAGUGUAUUUUUAAAAAA
This is a messenger RNA of Oryctolagus cuniculus (rabbit), 2474 nucleotides long. The record is from RefSeq and is a predicted model, not a curated record. Lineage: Eukaryota; Metazoa; Chordata; Mammalia; Lagomorpha; Leporidae.